AUGGACCUCCUCGAUCGUCUCUCCGCUAGACUCCGCAGUCUCAUUGGUGGCACAGCCACUCCGGGGGCGGCGGCAAAGCUUGCGAAUCCUAGCACCAACAAAGAUCAUUCCAAGGUUAAUCUGCCCUCGCCGAGAAAGAAAUACCGGCCGAGAGCAGCUCGUCAAGCAGCUGCCACCCCAUAUGUCCCACCGGCCAAGCGCUCCAUUGAUAAGCAGACAGGCAGCAGUGGCAGUGGCAGCAUCAGGAAGCACAACCCCUCUGCACUGCUUCGCGAGGACCGCGCCCGCUCCUUUGUGAUAGAGCAGAAAAAGUCCCACAAGGCCCGUAUCAUCCAGCACCAGCCCGCACCCCAGCGUCUCCGCGCCACAAAGCGCACCCUCACCUUCCAGCCGACCGUCCUCGACCUCGAUGACGCCCGCAUGGGCGCUAGCGAGGAGACGAGCUCGGAGGGCGGCAGCGACGCAUCGCACACCGUCCUCACCACCGUCCGCCUCUCCCCGCCCAAGCUCGAGCGGGCUCUCCAGGCGGCCCGCGAGCGCGCGGACGAGGCCGAGGAGCUCGCGCAGGAGGCCCUCAAGUUCGACGCGACGCGUUCCCGCGUCGCGGAGAUCCGCCGCACUCGCGUGCUUGCGCAGUACGAGGCGCAGAUCGCGCAGGAGGUUGAGGAGGCCGAGGAGCAGGGGCGCGCGGAGAGGGAGAGGGUGCUUAGGGAGGUCGCGGAGCGGCUCCGUGCGGAGGCGGAUAGGAUGAGGGAGGAGGUCGAGAUGCGCGAGCGCGAGGAGAUGCAGCGUAUCCAGGACCAGGCGCGUAUGCGCCGUGCCGCUUGGGAGUGGGAGCAUCGUGCCUCUGAGCCUGUCAGGGGCGACGCGGCGGUAUGGGGGGCGCUUGCCGAGUACGAGCACAAGUGGGGCGUGCUGCAGGAGCACGAGGACCAGGUUCCGGAGAGUGGUCUCACAGCGAACGAGUUCCCCUGGCCGGUAUUCGAAGACCGGCCGACCGUCGACUCGUUCACUUUCGACAACGUCGGCAACUUUCUCUUUCACCGCUGGCGCACUGUGGCCCAGCAAGUGCCGCCAAGGGGGGUCGUUGGCCGCGAGUUGGGCAGGUAUCACCCUGAUAGGUUCGAGGCCUAUGUUGGCAAGAUCGCUAAGCAGGAGAGGGGGCUCGCGCGAACAAUGGGCGGUGCGGUGGUAGAGGUGCUCUUGUCGAUGCUGGCUCAGUUGGACGACGCCAGCUGAUAGUACUUUGAUAAGGUCAUGCAGAAGAACGUAACUUUAUACCGUAUUGUAUUGUAAUACCCUUGUUGUUUGAUAACCAAUAGAUAAUUC
This is a messenger RNA of Coniophora puteana RWD-64-598 SS2, 1329 nucleotides long. RefSeq lists its product as uncharacterized. NCBI's taxonomy places the organism in Eukaryota, Fungi, Basidiomycota, Agaricomycetes, Boletales, Coniophoraceae. The record is from RefSeq and is a predicted model, not a curated record. The coding region runs from base 1 to 1239 and encodes 412 amino acids. The transcript is spliced from 2 exons.